AUGGCAGAACCUGAGGGACACAUCUUGAAGAAAAUACCUAAACCCCGGUCGGGUGAUUCGCCCUCAAAUUAUGAACCAGCCUGGAAAUACUUCACGCUAUUAGGAUUUUUGAAAGAUGAGUACAUGCCUUUAGCUGCCGAAUUAAACUUAGAUGAAGAAGACAGUGUAAUAAUCGAUAACGAAAUCAAUGAUGAUAUGUCCAUUGAAGGUAUAAAUGAAGUAUUAAGUAGAAGUAAGAAUUCUCAUGCAUCUUCACCUAUUGAACCCUCUACCUCUAAUUCCCAAAAUUCAAAAAGGCGACAAAAUAUACAAGAUAUUCGGGCACAGUAUUUAGAGAUCCCCUCCUCCUGGACGCGGAAGCGUUUAGACGUGUGCAUUCUAUUUGUUUUAUAA
Messenger RNA from Pieris macdunnoughi, 393 nucleotides. The record is from the annotation of a GenBank genome assembly. Lineage: Eukaryota; Metazoa; Arthropoda; Insecta; Lepidoptera; Pieridae.